AUGGACUUAAAUAGAAUAUUUAAGAAGACCAAACCUGAAGCAGUCUCAUAUGGAACAGCUGGUUACAGGACAGAUAGUUCUAUUAUUAAGGAUAUAGUCUGUAGAACGUAUUUAUUUUGUUUAAUUAGAUCUGCACAGACUGGAAAGCCUAUUGGGCUGGUUUUGACUGCAUCCCAUAAUCCAUCAUCUGAUAAUGGAAUUAAAUAUGUGGAUUAUAAUGGAAAUAUGGUGAAUAGUGAGUGCGAAGAGCUGAGCAACAAAAUAGUGAAUGGAACAGACAAGAUAAUAACAGAAGAGUUAUCAAAAAUAAAGGGAGUAAAAAGCACUGUUGUUAUUGCACAGGACACACGAGAGUCUGGCCGAGAAAUGAUUGAGCUGUGUUUAAAAGCAAGCAAUGCUCUUGGUAGUACGCAUAUCUUGAAAGAUAUGGGGAUACUAACUACACCACAGAUGCAUUUUUUGAUUAGAGAACUUUAUGCACGGGAAAUAACAAACGAGGUGGUUACUGACUCAGAGUCUCUGUCUAAGCAGCUGUCCGAAGUACUUGACGUGUACUACAAGAGGAUGGAAAACUUCACACAUAUUAUAAAAAGAGUAUUUGGUGAAAAAGAAAAAGAGAAAAUAGUUUUAGACAGCGCCAAUGGGGUAGGGAAAACUAUUUACCCAAAAUUAAAAGACACUGUUUCUCUAAUAUGUGACUUAUCCAUUCUUACAAAUACAAAGGAUUUAAACGAAGAGUGUGGCUCUGAUUAUAUUAAAAGCACGGGGAAUGUACCAGCAGGAGUGGAUAUUUCUCGGUCGCAAAACAGAAUUGAUAUUCAGACGGACGGCGGAAAGGUUUCAGAGGAUCUAAGAAUUUGUUCUUUUGACGGUGAUGCAGAUAGAAUAAUUUACUUAAAACCUCUUAACAAUCAGCUGAUCGAUGGAGAUAGGCUAUCAGUUCUUUUUUCAUCUUUUUUGACCCAUCUAAUAUCUGUUGCAGACCUAAAUGAAAAAAUCACAACAGUUAUAACAGAAUAUACGAAUGGCGCAGCUACAAGAGAGCUUAAAGCAAAAGGAGAGGUAAAGGUAGCAGGCACUGGUGUGAAAAACAUGCAAAAAGAGACCGGGAAAGGAAUCACCGUAUGGUUUGAGAGCAAUGGGCACGGAACAAUAUCAUUUUCAGAUGAUAUAAUUGGUGUAAUUAAAAGUAUGCUGGGAUAUGAAUCCCAGAAUUCCGGGUUAUUAGAUCUGUCUGGUACGGAUUUAUCUGACACUGUAGAUGAACUACUAAGAAAGCCCAUGAAGAAUUUGGGGUUAAAGGAAAUGAGAAGUACUUCUCCAUAUAACGAGCUGUUUAUGCGCCUGUCCCCACAGGAGGCACUACUUCUUCUCUAUGCAAUGUCUGCCUUGUUUGAUCCUUUUAUUGGCGAUGCAGUUGUAAAUAUGCUUUUGAGUGAGUGCAUAUUUUACAGUAACUUUAUUCUUCCAAGUGUCCUUCUUGAAGUCUAUCAGAAUAUGCCAAAUAUUCUUACCUGUGUCCCAGGAAACAGAGACAGGCUGAAUGAGCUAGUUAUAGAGAGUAUAAAAAACAAGUACCAUCCUAUUAGAGUUCAUUUAAGACCUUCUGGAACAGAAGAUGUUAUAAGAAUAUAUGUUGAAGGAGAAGAUGAGAAUCAAUUAAAAGGAGUGAUUGAAGAGAUAAAGGCAGUGCUUGGUGAGUUAUAGGUAUAUUUAUACAGCGCAAACCAUGCGCCCUGUAUAUUCUGUGUAACUUUCAGAUUAUCUAUACACAAAUUGUAUCUUGCAUUAUUUAAAUUUUAUAUGCUAUUAUCACUAUUUAUAGGAAACUGCGUUAAAAAUAAACAGCCCU
Molecule: messenger RNA, 1852 nt
Organism: Nematocida parisii ERTm1
Lineage: Eukaryota; Fungi; Microsporidia
Exons: 1
Coding region: 1-1707 (568 amino acids)
Biological process (GO): carbohydrate metabolic process; UDP-N-acetylglucosamine biosynthetic process
Molecular function (GO): magnesium ion binding; phosphoacetylglucosamine mutase activity
Source: RefSeq, a predicted model, not a curated record